Lactuca virosa is the source of this 2404-nucleotide messenger RNA. The record is from the annotation of a GenBank genome assembly. Lineage: Eukaryota; Viridiplantae; Streptophyta; Magnoliopsida; Asterales; Asteraceae.
CAUUUCUAUGGUGGGUUGGUGGCCUCCAUCAUCAAGAUCAUGGUCAUCAUGUCAUCAUCUCUUUGACCCGACGCGUUUAUUCGACCCGGUUCCCAUCAGGCGGUGGGUGAGUCCUAUAAACCCCACUCCAGCACACAUCCCACCUUUUGACCUCCCACCACCCCCAAUCUCUUCCAUCUAUUUCUCUCACAUUAUACCUAUACAUAUACAUCCAUGUAUCUAUAUAUCCACAGGCACAAACACCAUGCAAGUGUGUAACAGAUUGAAAACGAUGGAUCACCAACCCCAGAUCUUGCACAAGGGUCCCACUUCAAGACUGGUGAAAAAAGACACAACCGCCGAUAACCUUCAUUCACCAAGGAGUUAGAAGAUCCAAGGUUGGGAUUGGAUCUAUUUCUUGAUUUUUUAUUAUUCAAUUUAAUAAACGAAUAAAAACCAUUACAAAAUCAACGUCAUACAUACCCUUCAUCUCUAUAUAAUUCACACAAAUUACAUUCACAAAACGCACAUCUUUGACUCUUAUUCUCUCCAACUUGUUUAUCAUUUCUCUCGUAAUUUUCACAACCCCAUCCUCCAUAUCCCUAACCAGUGGCCACCUUUCUUUAUCUUAAUCUUCCAAAAAGUGCUUCUAUUUGGCUGGUUUAUUUCUUGUCUUGACGUUUCUUUAACCUGCUCUUCUGAUUUUCGAUCUGGGUUUUCGAUUUUUGGAUCUUUUUACUCAAAGAUACAAUCUUUAUUGAUAAAUCAAGAAAGGGUUUUUAUUAUAUUUAGAUUUUAGAUUAGAUCCGAUUUGGGUUUUAAGGCUUCUCUUUCAAUGGGAGCCUUGGAUGAGGGUCACUACAAUGUGGUGCUAGAAAAUGGAGUGAAGCUUGGUGGUUGUGGUUUUGAGCAAGAACCAGAGACUGUAGCCAUUGAAGAUGCUGUGAAGGUUUUGUUACAGGGUUUGGGUGAAGACAUCAAUAGAGAAGGUCUUAGGAAGACCCCUCUUCGUGUUGCUAAAGCCCUUCGUGAAGGAACCAGAGGCUAUAAACAAAACGUGAAAGACAUAGUCCAAGGUGCGUUAUUCCCGGAAUUGGGAUUAGAAACCGGAAUUGGCCAUGCCGGAGGAGCUGGUGGACUUGUUCUUGUUAGAGAUCUCGAUCUCUUCUCAUACUGCGAGUCUUGUUUGCUCCCAUUCCAGGUCAAAUGUCACAUAGGUUACAUUCCAUCUGGUCAACGAGUUGUGGGCCUUAGCAAACUUUCCCGUGUAGCCGAUAUCUUCACAAAACGCCUCCAAGAUCCACAACGGUUAGCUGACGAGAUUUGCAACGGUUUACAACACGGAAUCAACCCAACCGGUGUUGCUGUUGUUCUCCACUGCUCACACAUCCACUUCCCUGAUUCCCAUUCCGCUUUUCUCGAUUCCAACCAAAAAAGAUGGGUCAACGUAAUAGUCAAUUCCGGUUCCGGCUCUUUCGGAAAACCAGAUUCCGCCAAUUGGAUCGAUUUUUUCGGUCUUUUACGACGCCGGGACAUAACUUUAGAUAACAUCCAUUCAAAAACCACCAAUAAAGAUUCUUGGUGCCCGUGCCUGUCACGGGUCAAAACCGGACCCGGUGUUUCACCCAUGGAUACCGCGGUCACCUCAAUUAUACGGUCAUUGGGUCAAGACCCGGGUCGAAAAGAACUCACGGGAACCCCAACCCGGUUUGUAAAAUGGCUAUCUAACUUUAAAGAUUCAAAAUUGGAGAUGAAAUUAAACGGGCUUGGUUUGGGCCCAUUGAAAACCACAAGCCCAACGAAUUGCAAGAUUAGAUCGGAGUUGAACUUAUCGUUAUGGUCGCUUUGUGAGCACCAUUUACUUCCGUUUUACGGGUCGGUUCAUAUUGGGUAUGUAUCGAGUGAAGAAGUGAGCCCGAUUUUGAAAUCUAUUCUACAAUCGGUUGUACAUUUUCAUGGUUUUAAACUCCAAGUUCAAGAACGACUCACGAGGCAGAUUGCUGAGACUGUUUCUCGAUUAUUGGGUGGAGAUAUAAUUGUUGUAGUGGAAGCGAAUCAUACGUGUAUGAUCUCAAGAGGGAUUGAAAAGUUUGGUAGUAAUACGGGUACAAUUGCGGUGUUGGGUCGGUUUUCGCAUGACCCGGCUGCACGAGCGGAGUUUUUAGAAUUGAUUCCAGACUCGUUGUAGGGUUGGGCUCAAUUUCGCAUAUAUUUUGUAUCAUUAUUUUGUGGGAAUUCAUCAAAUUGUUAGGGUAGAUAUUCUGAUGCUGGUCCUGUUGUUGCAAUGGAUCAUUAUUCAUUCUAUCAACCACUUUAUGGGUAUGGGUUUUUUUAUUCAAAUUCUUGAUGAGGUAUGGGGUAUCAUUAUUCAGGUUUUUGAAAGUUGACUGAAAGAUUGUAUUAAAAGAAAACAUGUUUUCCGACC